Messenger RNA from Emericellopsis cladophorae, 1356 nucleotides. RefSeq lists its product as uncharacterized. The transcript is spliced from 3 exons. The record is from RefSeq and is a predicted model, not a curated record. NCBI's taxonomy places the organism in Eukaryota, Fungi, Ascomycota, Sordariomycetes, Hypocreales, Bionectriaceae. Bases 1 to 1356 code for a protein of 451 amino acids.
AUGGAACAUUCUUCAUCAAGAGCGCAGCAUGCCUCUGAGCCGAGCCUCUUCAUCAUCAGCUCAGACACUGGCAAGCCAGACGCCCAAACGCGCCGGCUAAUACGCCGCCAUGUCAUGCGCGGGAAGAACAGGCGGAAGCAAUACGAAAACAAGUGCCCAGGCCAGUUGGGAUCUAGUAGCGAUUACUGGACUCUCACGUCCCCUCGAAAGAUCACGUCUGAGCUCUCCUUGUUGACAGGCGUCCCUCACAUGCAGCACUUGAUCUAUCGAGCAUUCACAAUAGUCAAGCCGUCGACAUACAAAAUUGAGGUCAUUGUUGCUGACGACCCAAGAAACAACAUGCUGUGCUUCCCGGCCUUGGCCUCGAACCCUGCUCUCCUGCACUCCGUCUGUUUCUUUGCCCAGGCCUUCCACGACACAUCAAAAAAGUCUUCAUUAAGUCCACUGGCGCAGACACACCUGACCAUGGCUCUCGUCUACCUGCAGAAGUCUCUCGUUGACAGCGUCGCCGCCACGAGCGAAGCCACCAUGUCGACGGUCGUGUCGCUUGCUACUGCUGCUGCCAUCCUAGGCGAUCUUGACUCCUUGCAAAAACAUGUCGACGGCUUGUCCCGUAUGAUAGAACUACGUGGCGGUCUUGAUACCCUUGAACCGGGUAAUUUCAUCGUCCUUAAAGCGACCAGGCUCGAUUUUGGACUCGCAAUGGCCACAGGAGCGCAUCUACGGUUCACGCCAAAGAACUUGUCGUGGGAUCCUGUCAUAGCCCAGGGUGUCCAUGCAGACCAGCUCACUGAGUUGGCCAUGCUUCGUCCCGAACUUGACACGAGACUUCUCAACAUCUGGGCCGAUCUGCGGGUCUUUGCACGAGCAGCAAACGAUGCCACGUCAUCAGGUGUCAAGAUGCCACAUGACUUGUUCCAUCGACUGUCGUCUGCCAUCCCUGCUCGUCUCAUUGCACUGAAAGAUGCUUGCCGCAGCUCUCCUGUUUCUGAGCUGCUCCGACUGGCCAUGAUCGCCUUCAUGAAGACCAUCCUUGUGCAGAUUGAGGGUCUUGGCCCGCGAUUGACAGCAUUGGCCGCUGAUCUAAAGGAGAUAUUCCUCGCAAAACCAUCGUGUCCGUCAGACCUCCUCUUGUGGGUUCUAUUCACCUCCACGAUAUCUAUAUUCGAAAAUCUGGGCGACCACGAGUGGCUUGUCUCCGCCCUUGGCAAAACUCUUUCCGAACUGGGACUGCGCACAUGGCCAAGCACUAGGAACGCUCUGAAACAUUUUCUCUGGAUCGACUUUCUUCACAACAGGCCUGGGCAAGACGUUUUCAGCCGGUUCAUCAGCCAUCCCACAGAAGAAACCGCUUAG